Messenger RNA from Belonocnema kinseyi, 5719 nucleotides. RefSeq names its product SUN domain-containing ossification factor. Bases 366 to 4433 code for a protein of 1355 amino acids. The record is from RefSeq and is a predicted model, not a curated record. Gene Ontology annotation, cellular component: cytoplasm; membrane. Gene Ontology annotation, biological process: protein folding in endoplasmic reticulum. NCBI's taxonomy places the organism in Eukaryota, Metazoa, Arthropoda, Insecta, Hymenoptera, Cynipidae. The transcript is spliced from 7 exons.
UCUGUCAGCUGAUCUUAGUUCGCUCUCGCUCUUUUUUUCGGUGCCCCGUGCAGUUCCCUGUUUUUCGCGGAAUGUGUUGCCAGCAACGAAAUAUUAAUCUCGGUGUGUAUGAAAAUUUGCAAGAAAUUUUUGCAUGCCCCGGGCAGUGAAUAGCCUAGUGAAAAAUGCGGAGGCUCUUCCGGACUUUUUGCAGAUUGGUGUUCAGGUUUUUCUGUGACACCACGUCAGUUGUGCGCGGUGGUGACGAUCGUUGACUCCGAUUGAAUUUAAAAGGAACAGAAACACGUUGCAGGAAUUUCGCGCGCUCAGCACGUUGUCGUUGUCGGGAAAGUUGCAAUGACAUUUAUGAGAUUUUCGCUCGGAAAAUGAAGUUUUGUGUGACCUAUGUUUACUGGACUCUUCUGCUAAUAUCGGUAGUGUCCAGUGGUCUUCUGUUCCUAAUAGUAGCGUCAGAAGGAGUACAAAUUCCGGAAUCUUCCUCUGAAAAAGAUGGAACUUUUGAAAGUACCAAUAAGUUUUCUAUUAAUGAAUCCAAGGAAGAGAUUCAGGAGACAAAUAAUCCUCUUGUUUCCGACGUAGAAGUAUCUGCGUCAAUAAAGACUGAUAAUUAUAUCGAGGAAAAAUCGGAGCCAAUAGCAGAUAAUUUACAAAUUACCUCUGAAACGGAUCGUCUGACAAAGCCUGAAAAACUCGAAGUUUUUGCCGAAAGUUUGACACAGCAACCGAAUCUCUCCCAAGGGAUUUCCGAAACUGGACAAGCAGUUGUCCUGACUCUAGUUGAUACAGCAGCUUCAGAAUUACAAAGUUUAGCAGACCCGAAGAUCGUCUCCGAAUUUCGAGCGAGAUCUUUAUCGAAUAACUUGACCUUAACCAAUCCGACAGUCAGAGGACCGGAGAAAACUUUAGAGCCAAUUGAUCCGGAAAUAAACCUUGAGACACCAACUGAACAAGUAAACGAUAGUGCAACCGCUGAAAAGGAAGUUGCUGAAGGAGCGGAUGACGACUCCGAAUUUGUGGUGGUCGUUAGAGCCGAGAAGAAAUCAGGUGGCGAAGAAACUAGAAUUGAAGAAGAUUUAAAAUUGGAUGAAGAGCUACUUUCGAAAGAGGAUCUUCCCAAGGAAGAUGAUCUCAAUCCAGCUCCAGAGUUGAACGACAGUGCCGCCAGGGCCCAAUUAGUUGGAGGAUCGACUGAUGAUGCUGCUGUCAUUUUGGACGGCAUCGCCGGUUCUGGUUCUUCAGAUACUCAUGAAGACAUGCCUUCAUUCAGUGAAUGGGCGCAAAAACGACUGGAAGAGGCCGAGAAGAAAAAGACACAUCCCAACGUCUCAGUUCAAAAUCCCGGUAAUCCGGGAAAAAAUGUCGGUGGUAUGAAAAUGCGCUCAAAGAAUUACGCCUCCCCUGACUGUGGAGCGAAAAUUGUCGCGACCAAUCCUGAAUCUCGAAGUGCCAGGAACGUUCUCGUCUCAACGCGAGACGAAUACAUGCUCAACACUUGCACCUCUCGAAUUUGGUUCGUCGUCGAGCUCUGCGAAGCGAUUCAGGCAAAAAAAAUCGAAUUAGCCAACUUCGAGCUCUUUAGCUCAUCGCCAAAAGAUUUUUCCGUCUACGUGAGUGAUCGUUUUCCCACUCGCGACUGGAGUUCCGUCGGCCACUUCACCGCAAAAGACGAGCGCGACAUUCAAAACUUUGCUCUCCAGCCUCACCUUUUCGGCAAAUUCAUCAAAAUCGAGCUCCACUCGCACUACGGCUCGGAGCACUUUUGUCCGAUUUCCCUCUUUCGUGCCUACGGUACCAGCGAAUUCGAGGUCCUGGAGACCGAGACAGACGUUCAGAUUCCCAUAUCCGAGGACGAGGACAACGAGCACGAAAAUGGGGAAGAUCCGCUCGACUUCGAGGGUGGCGAACCCGCGAGGAAUUUAUUUGGAAGCGCCCGCGAUGCUGUUUUAAGUAUCGUGAGAAAAGCGGCCGAAGUUCUCGUGAAAACGGGCGACUUGAGUCGAAACAACAUCACCAAGAUCCAGGAGAGUAUUCGCGGCGAUCUGCUUGAGAGUCCGCUGACGAGUUGCACCACUCCCAGGUACGCGAUCGUUUGUAAAAAUUGCACUGACGACCGAUUCGCGAGGGUCUUUCAACUUCUGAGCUGCCGAGAUCGAUACCUGAGCGCUCUGCUCGACACGAGCUUCAUCCGCGACACUCUGCGACACAGUCAUCUCUGCUGGAUCCAGAAAGGAAAAUCGGAGGAGGAUUCGAUUAAAGCGGCGACUUGCCGAGCCCGAGACCUCCAUGCGACUUUCCUGGCCUCUCUUCUCACGCCCGAUUACGUGGUGGCGCUCUGCAAUGUUCUCGCGUCAAAGGACGGCAAAGUUGUUUUAAAUUCGAGUGAUGAGCUCGCUCCCGUUUCUGAUAAUGGAACUUUGGACGAGAUUACUGAGGCCAGGGAGGAGCGAGACUCGAUCGAGACUUUCAUCACUCCGUGUUCUCUCGACAUGUCAUCGCCAUCAUGCAGGCCCACGAUAACCGUUCCGGAAUCGCGUCGCAGAAGUCCUGAUGGGAUCAGAAAAGAGAUUGAAACCCCGAUGGCUGUUUCUUCUGAGAUUCCGAGUCCGAGUGAGGUUUUGGCAUCGCAGAUUAAACCUACCAAGACUUUGAUAAGAGAAGAGGUGAAGAAAGAACCCUCGGUUCCGAUUCUGGAAGCGAGUAAGGAUCAUAUGGAGGAGUCGAGUCAUCCUGAGAUUGUGACGAUGCCUUCGCCGGUUGUUUAUGUUGCGACUUCAACUCUCAGGAAGGACCUGCCGGAAGAGACGACUCUUCAGGGAGAGAGCUCGGAGACUCUGGAGAAGAGUCAAGCUUCCACGGUGUUGAAUACUGAGCAGGAGAGGCAGGAGGUGACGGAGAAGAAGGAAGAUUUGAAGAUUCAGGAGGUUCCGGAGAGCAAAGCGGAUGUGAGGAGUGAGGGGGGCCAGGAGCAGGAUGGCAGAGAAAAUAAGUCGGAUUUGGGAGAAGAGGCUAAGAUAUUGACGCAGGAGCAGAUGAAUUUUGAUAGUCUUUUGUCGGAUUUUAAGGAGUUUGAAGGCGAGGUGGGUCAUAAUGGACAUGGGGGAAGUUCCUCGGUGGCUCAACACACGACGAGCUCUACGCCUCAACAAAAAGAAUCUGUUUUUCUCCGGCUUUCCAAUAGAAUCAAGGCUCUCGAACGUAAUAUGUCCUUGAGCGGGCAGUACUUAGAAGAGCUGAGUCGUCGUUACAAGAAACAAGUGGAAGAAAUGCAGCGCUCCCUCGAGCGUGCAACUUCCGCAAUGAGCGAGGAAUCGCGCAAAGGCGAAGAGCGCGACUCCCGAAGAGCGGAAGAGAUCGCCGCUCUUCGCGAGGAAAUCCGAUUCCUCUCAAAAUCGGUCGAGAGUCUCCUCUACGAUCGGGACAGUUGGCAGAGUAAAUUAUUAAACCUCGGCCAACACAUAAUCCUCAUCUUUGUCAAUGUCAUCCUCAUCAUCUUCAUCAUCUCCUACUGUCGACGAUCCGUCGACUUUGAGGACGAGGAGCGCGAAAUCGAUCAGUCCACCGAGACUCAAAAACCCACCCAUCAGCGAAAAGCCGCCGACCUGCUCGCGGAGAAGACGCUUCUUCUGAAGAAAGCGAAGAAGCGCAGACCCAGUGAAAUCGCCUCGAACAUAUCCGGCACCUACGAGGAAUUGAUGAUCGAGGAUCAGAGGCUGGCAGUCGCCUCGAAAAAGGAGAAAAAGCGAAAACGCAAGAAGGAGAUGACGCGGCGAAUUGCGAAUGGAGUGACAAAAACCGAAGUGGUUCGCUACAAGGGAAUUCUCAACCAUCUUCCCGCCGUUUUGCCCUCGAGAAGGUCCUCCUCCAUCGAGACGCCAACAAUCAUCAACGAAUCCGAGAAUUCGUUCGACAAGAGGCCCGAUUCCGCGCCGGAAAAUUACAGAGGCUGGACUCACGAGAAUCGGGAGAACCGAAUCGAGAUUUUGUCGACUCGCGAGGUAUCUGAAGUUGCUCAAAGUUCCGCUCUUCAGAGUGCAGCCCAGCUGAAGAAGAAGGUGACUCUGCUCGCCGGGAGUGACGAGGUGGAAGUCGCCGAGUCGUCGAAAAAGGGCGGCAAAACGGGGAUUUUGAAAGGGAAACUCUCGUCGCCCUCGUUCAUGAAAACUGCGCUCGGCUCGCGCAGCAAACGAAUCUCGACGACGAGUAAUGGCGAGCGGAAAUUGGAAAAUUCCGAGUCGAGUCUUCGGCCGGUUGUCGAGGGACAGGCAAAUGGAGGUGCGACGAAUGGCUACGCCGAGGAGAGUGACAGGAGCAGUAGUGCGACGCCCACUUCGGGGAAGAAAGAGAAAAAAAGCACGGGCUUGAAGAAGAUGAAUGAUCAGAAACUGAAAAGGAAGACGAUAAGGAAAAGGAGGAGGAGAAACUGCAGGAUCUGAAAAAAAUCUGGAAUCUUUUCAAUGCAAAUCUCUUUGAGAGAGAGAAAAAAAAGAGUUGAUUUUAGGAUAUUUUUAUUACAAAACGUUGAUCUAUUUUAUCUCGUGUUGAAAAUGUUUUUGUAAUCCGUUUUAGUAAACGAAUUUUUGACACGGAAUAAAAUAAUUCAUUGCGAAUGAAAAUUUCUCACCUGAUUGGCUAGAUAUUUGAAAUAUCUGUAGAUUAGGAUAGAUAGGAUAUGAAAUUAACUCAGUGACGAUCCUAGAAAUCACUGAGGAAUUAAGGAUAAAACAAGUGGACGAUCUCUGCACAAUUAUAAAGAUCGCUCUUGUUUUUAGCUUUGAUAAUUUACCAAAGAAAGACUCAGUGCUGAAAAUUAUUCGGAGUUUGUUUUCCAGCUUUUUAAAAAAAUUAUUCAGUUUUUGAAGUUUCCUUUAUAUCGGUUUCUAGCGCACAAAUAAAUUUUUCCAACAAAAUUGUAAAUAAUUAUUCGAGGUUUUUAGGAAUUUGAUGAAAUUGGAAAAAGCGUUUACGUAAUAUAUUUGCUAUUGUGUUCUACACGAAAUUAGCAAAAGUUAUUGAUAAAAAUGAUAUUAUAGAUAUAUUUCGGUUUUAGGUGAACGAAGUUUAGGAAAAAAAACUAGUCAAUUUGUAGGCAUUCUUUGGAGACUAUCUUUGAAUUUUUUCCUUUAGAGUUUUUUUUUUUUAAUUUCCUGAAUCGAUUUUCGAUACACUUUUGUCGGAACGAAUUUUCUGCACUUGAUUACGAUUUGCAUCGAUAUGCAAAAAUAGAAGGGUAAACUUUGCCAUUAGGGUGUUGCUUAAAAAUUAAAAUUUUUAUUUUUUGAAACGGUGAACCUCAAAUUUUGUUCUCAAAAUUGAAAAAAAUCCCUGGAGUUUUUCAAGUUUUAAAAUUUUAUUCUAUAGGUGCAAAAAAGAAUAAAAAAUUUUUUGUACCAAAAUUUUGUUUGGAGGGAUAUCGUUUUGAAAAAUGAAACUUGUAAUUUUUAAGUGUGAUUCUACUUGCCAUCUAGUAGUUUGCAGUAAUGCGCUCUGUGAUAAAUCGCCCCAAUGUUGGGGGGAAAAAAUUUUAAGGAAUGGAGCGAACAUCUGAAUAUUUAAAUCCUGUGUGAAAGGCUUUCUAUUAUUAAUGAUUAAUGUGCAUUUACCAAUUACGAUUAUUUGCGUGGGUUAGGGUGGUCAAAAAAUUCAUUUUUAUUUUUUUUUUUAGAUUUCAUUCCCUAAUUUUGAGUUAUUUGGUGAAACAAACAUUUUUUUUUUAGGUAGC